Molecule: messenger RNA, 1886 nt
Organism: Parasteatoda tepidariorum (common house spider)
Lineage: Eukaryota; Metazoa; Arthropoda; Arachnida; Araneae; Theridiidae
Source: RefSeq, a predicted model, not a curated record
AGAUUAAACUUUAAUUUUUUUCCUGUUUAUUUUUUAGUGACGAAUUAUGGAACUGAUUGGCACGUAUCUGAAGCAUCUAUCAGUUCUCCAUACAGAGCAUUUUCCAGAGAAAAGCUGUUCGCUGAUAUAAGUGUCAGGAUAGGCUUAAGCAGUGUUAAUGUAACAUUACAAGCUAAACCAAUUCACAAGAAUAGUGAUGACAUAAACUAUAAUGAAAGAUUUGGAUGGAUGGGACCUAGGCAACUUCAGAUGGAGUUUCGAGAAGCGUUAGUGAAAGGCCUGCCUUUCCCCAUUUUGACCAUAGCUGAAUAUCUUAGUCAAAAUAUGGAAGGAUUCUCAUGGGGUGGAAAGUACCGGAAAGCUGGAUACUAUACUUGCAUUCUACUGUGGACAGCCUUUGCAAUGUGGAUGCUGAUGAACAUUCUUCUAUGCAUGGUUCCUAGAUACGGCGCUUACAUGAUGUUUUUGACUGGAAUUCUCAUUCUGUGCUGUAAUGGCUUAUACACCCUGUUGCUGCCAAAGGUGCCCCUAAUUAUCCACUUCGAAUCCCAGGUGUUGCGCUUCACAUAUGGUUGGUGCUUUUGGCUUCUCAUGAGCGCAGGAAUGCUGUCCACUAUUGUUGGCCUCGUGAUGUCCCUUUUAGAUAAUUUCUAUCCAAACAAGUUCUCCACGAUUUUUGAAGUGGAUUAUGACACACCAUACAGAUAUUUUGUGGGUCAAGACUCUGCCAUCAUUCCAUCUCCUCUGAAAGAACACCCCUCUUUGGAAUUGAGCAGUACAACUUCAUCUCAAGAAUUCUCGAAAAUCGGAUCACCCAAUAGAUCUCCUUUAGGACUCAUCAAUGAUGCUUUUGAAGAAGAAGAUGAAGAUAAGUGCAAAGAAUAUGGAACGAUCAUAAACGGAAAACGAGCUGUCAGUUUAAAGAACUUCGGGAAAUUUGCGCAGAAAGAAGCCAACAGAAAAAAACACGUAUCGUACAUGUCGAGAAAAAUAAACAGUUUCUCCGGACCCCACAUUCCAGUUGGGCAUAAUGGGAAGCAAGUAAACAUUGAUAUGAAAUCUUCAGCGGCGCUCUGGUGAUUUACAAGUUGAUAAAAAAACAAAAAAUCUUGAACGAUUCCUGAAACGAAAGUUCCUAAAAACUCGUGGUGUGUACAGAAUCGCUACAUAUCAACUUAACCCAUCGCCAUUAACUCUCAUGAAAAUGUGUGGUGUUUGCAUGUGUUUUGUGUUCUUUUUUGUUGUACAAACUCUUUCCGUACAAUCUGACUUUAAAACGAACUACUUCACGAACUAGGACGAAUGAUUUUUUUUUCGCGUGAGACAUCCUUGUACUGUACAAGAGUUGAUUUGUGUACUCCUUAUUUUAUUUAAAAUGCCAAAUGUCCUAACUUUAUAUGUAUAAUCCUAGCUUUAAUUUAUUAAUUUGCUUGUUAAGACACGAAUUAACCAGCAUCGUAUGCUGCAAGAAGAUAUGAAUUAACCAUCAGCAUUGAAUGUUGCUACAAGAUAUGAAUUAACCGGCAUUGAAUUCAUGUAAAAAUCAGUUGUAUUUAUUUUUGACGGGAAGUGUCUUUAAAGGAUGGUUGGUUAAUUAUUCUAAAAUUUUCAUUCGAUUUUACUAUUAAUCACUGCCAAUGACUAGCCUGAAAUGUGUGAUCCAAUUAUUGAUAUUUGUUGUAGAGUGCCGUCCAAAGAAAAUGUGUAAAUGCCAAAUAGCUUGUGUAUUGUAUAUCGUGUCUUCUAAAAUUGUUGUGAUUUUAAUUGAUUUUUUUUAAAUGAUGGAAUUGAAAGCUGUGCUUCAUUCUCUAGUCAUGAAUUGAUAAUGACUGGAAUCGUUGACUUACACGUUUCUGUAUCAUUGUGAAUAAAGAUAUUUUAAAUUA